Molecule: messenger RNA, 99 nt
Organism: Anisakis simplex (herring worm)
Lineage: Eukaryota; Metazoa; Nematoda; Chromadorea; Rhabditida; Anisakidae
Source: the annotation of a GenBank genome assembly
GUGCUAAUGGCGGCUGAUCGGAAGGAUGAAAUGCAAAUGUGGCUGAAAGUUUUGAAUGGAUCGUUGAGCAAUCUGAUUCUGUGGAAUCCACGACGUUAA